UUUAGAGAAACUUCAGAUGCGGAGAAGCAUGGCUAAACUUGAGCUCUAUCGAAAGUUUACUAAUUCACUUGCAGUUUCUGUGGUGCUCUCUAUUGCAUGGAUAGGUUAUGAGCUAUACUUCAAUGCAAGUGACCCAUCAAGUGAGCCUUGGGAAAUUGCCUGGAUUAUUCCAGCUUUCUGGAAUCUGCUUUCAUUUGCGCUCUUGAUUGUCAUAUGUAUUCUUUGGGCUCCUACUCGCAACCCAACUAGGUACACUCAGUGACCUUGCCCUUUAAUUGUUUUUUGAU
Messenger RNA from Vitis vinifera (wine grape), 287 nucleotides. RefSeq lists its product as uncharacterized. Gene Ontology annotation, biological process: transport. The record is from RefSeq and is a predicted model, not a curated record. The coding region runs from base 17 to 262 and encodes 81 amino acids. The transcript is spliced from 3 exons. Lineage: Eukaryota; Viridiplantae; Streptophyta; Magnoliopsida; Vitales; Vitaceae. Gene Ontology annotation, cellular component: Golgi apparatus; membrane.